GCAAAGACCUGUUUUUGGGGUCGGUCCGUCUCCACGACGAUGAACUGUUGGCCAACUCGGUUUCAGUUACCGUUCGAAGCUCAACAGCAGCGGCAGGCGGCACCACGUUAAGUUACCAAACUCAAGACGAGACUCUGACAUAGACAUGGCCAUGAAGCAGUUGAUGAUCGUUUUGGUCGUAUGCGCUUUGAGCGCCACCAGAGUGGCCAGCGAUGUGGCUCACCUGGUCAACAGCCAGCAGCAUCUGGAGACGCACAGUCCGGCCAAUCCGUAUGUGUUCAGCUAUCAGGCUGGACGGGCGCCCGGCCAUGUCGAUCGCCAGCAUACGGAAGUCUCCGAUGGUUCGGGUGUCAUCCGUGGCGCCUUCUCCUACGUCGAUCCCAAGAACCAGGUGCGCACCGUCCAGUAUGUGGCCGAUGAGAACGGCUUCCAUCCGCAGUUGAGCCACCAGCUGGAGGACAGUGCCGCCGUCAAGGCAGCCAAGCGCAGACACUUCGAGGCCUACAAUCGCAUUGCGCAAGAGCAUGCAAGCCACACGCCCGGCCAAGCGUCUCUGGCAGCUGCUCCACACGCCAGCGCCGCUGUGGCUCAUGCCACACAGAAGCAUCUGAGCGCCUUCGAGCGCAUCGCAGCGGAGCAUGCGGCCAUUGGGGCGCAGCAGGAGGCACAACGCCUCGCCCUGGCUGCCCAAUCGGAGCAUGGAGAGGUGGAGGAUGGACAGUAUCAUCCUUGAGCAUUCUGCAAGUAUUAACAUGCAUUCAAAUUAAAUAAAAUUUCCAAGAGCUU
Messenger RNA from Drosophila obscura, 786 nucleotides. RefSeq names its product cuticle protein 16.8 (gene Cpr57A). Lineage: Eukaryota; Metazoa; Arthropoda; Insecta; Diptera; Drosophilidae. Bases 146 to 733 code for a protein of 195 amino acids. Gene Ontology annotation, molecular function: structural constituent of chitin-based larval cuticle. The transcript has 3 exons. Gene Ontology annotation, cellular component: chitin-based extracellular matrix. The record is from RefSeq and is a predicted model, not a curated record.